Mesocricetus auratus (golden hamster) is the source of this 1524-nucleotide messenger RNA. RefSeq names its product pregnancy-specific glycoprotein 22-like. The record is from RefSeq and is a predicted model, not a curated record. The transcript has 6 exons. Gene Ontology annotation, biological process: T cell activation. NCBI's taxonomy places the organism in Eukaryota, Metazoa, Chordata, Mammalia, Rodentia, Cricetidae. Bases 1 to 1524 code for a protein of 507 amino acids. Gene Ontology annotation, cellular component: external side of plasma membrane.
AUGGGGUUGUCCUCGGUGCUUCUCUGCAAAGAAUGUACACCCUGGCAGUGGCUCCUACUCACAAUCUCCCUUUUAACCUGCUGGGAUCUCUCCACCACUGACCAUAUCACGAUCAGAUCAGUUCCACCUCAAGUGGUCAGUGGAGAAAACGUCCUUUUCCUUGUCCACAAUGUGCCAGAAGAUAUUCUGGCCUUUGCCUGGUACAAAGGCAAGGCAAUCAUGAAACAUGGAAUUUCACUAUAUUCACGGCACAUGAAUUUAAGUGUGACAGGGUUUGCACACAGUGGAAGAGAGACAAUAUAUCGCAAUGGAUCCCUGCUCCUGGAACGUGUCACUGAGCAGGACUCAGGAAUCUACACCCUACAAACCAUAGAUAGACAGCUAAACAUUGGGUCAACAACAAUCAUGCGCCUUCACGUGUACCCUUUCCUUUGGACUUGUGGGCGCCAUGACACCUCUUCCAAGCCCACUAUUGAAUCAGUGCCGCCCAGCAUUGCUGAAGGGGGGAGUGUUCUUCUACUCGUUCACAAUCCCCCAGAGAAUAUUAUAGCCUUCUCCUGGUUCAAGCAGCUGAUUGCGUUCAAGAAAACUAAGGUUGCCAAGUACUAUGUAGACAGGAAAUCAACUGUGUGGGGGCCUGCAUACAGUGGAAGAGAGACACUGCUUAGUGACGGAUCCCUGAUGCUUCAUGGCGUCACUAAAAAAGACUCUGGAUUGUACACUCUGAAAAUUCUGAGAAAAGAUAAGACACAUGAGGAAACACAAGUGCAGCUCCAGGUGCACACAUUCCCUUCUCCAUGCUGUAUCUCUCUUACUUCUUCCCAACUCAUUAUCGAUGUGGUGCCUCAGUAUGCUAAUGAACGGGAUCGUGUUCUUUUCCAAGUUCAUAAACUUCCAGAAGAUCUGAAAGCCUUUUCCUGGUACAAAUUGGUAUAUAGGGACCAGGUCAUUAAAAUUGUAGAAUACAGCAGAACCACGACUUCCACCUCCUGGGGGCCUGGAUAUGGAAGAAGGGGAAUGGUAUUAUAUGAUGGAUCCCUGAUGCUCCAAGGUGUCACCGAGAAAGAUGCAGGAAUCUACAUGCUAGAAGUUUUAAACAAAGAAUCCAAAAUUGAAAAAUCAUACGUGAAAUUUUAUGUAAAGAGAUAUGCUGUGGGUAGAGAAGCUGCAAUAGGUGAGGACAUCUCACCUCUCUUUACCCGCAGAGAGGAGGACCUGUGCUGGGAUAGCCAGUCUCAGAUGUCACGUGCAGAGAAUUUGGCACAGCCCUUCGUGCAAAUCACUGACAGCACAAUUGCAGGACGUAGAUCUGUGAUCUUCACCUGCAUUUCACGGGACACCGAUGUCUCUAUUCGUUGGAUCUUCAAUAACCAGAGUAUGAAUCACCUACAAAGAAUGACUCUGUCCCCAACAAAGUGUGGACUCAGAAUAAGUCCUGUUAGGAGUGAUGAUGCUGGAGAGUAUCAAUGUGUCGUCUCCAAAGGAAUCAGUUCAAAGACCAGUCUCCCAGUCUCCUGGCCGUGA